AGAACACGCGACUGAAUAAAACUUCCGUGAAAUAUUCACCAUUGCGUUGAAAUGUUGGCAUUUUGACGUCGCUAUUUAAAAUUGAAACAAGAUGGCAAUGCCAAAGCCAUUUUCUGUUUAAAUAGAACGUUGUAAAUACAUACAACAGUGACCUGGAGUUGGUAUGAAAAGUUGCAUGAAACAAUUUCAAACAGAGAACAAUCAAAUGACAUUGCCCGAUGGUUUAUAUUUAACAUAAUUAUUGGAAAAUUUGUUGAGUGGGAGACGUGUACGAACAAAAAUGGCGGGGCCAUCGUACAGUAUUGUUGAAUAUUAUCCAGGAAUAAGCAAAGAUAGGUGUGGCUACUGUAACCGUUCGGCUAGCUCUAACUCCAGAUAUGGCAUGGAUGCAAUUACCAUGGAAGUAGAAGACUAUCAAGCUUUAUUAGACAGGGGUUGGAGAAGAAGUGGCUGUUACUAUUACAAGCCACGUAUGGACCAAACAUGUUGUCCUUCAUAUCCUAUCAACUGCGAAGCAUUGAACUUUAAGAUUUCUAAGUCGCAGAAGAAAAUUCUGAAAAAAAUGGGAAAAUUCUUAAGAAAUGAAUUGCAUAAAGAUGAUAUGAUGGAUACAAGAGAAGCAGACCGUAAUAAUAUAGAUAUUGAAAAUCCCCGUUUCCAUAAGCAUCCUCGGAAAACAGAUGCUUCCAGUAUAAACAUCAAGGCUAUUCAUGAUGAAGUUAAUGUAGGAUCACAACUUAUUAGCUCGGAAAAUGAGAAAGAAAGUAAUUCAAUUAUACAACAAGAGCCCUCACAAAGCAUACCUCAGGCAACAAGUCAAAGUGAGAAUACACAAACGACAUCCAGAAGCCUAGAAUCUGUAGAAAUGAAUCCAAAUAGAACAUUCUGUAAAAAGGCGAAACUUAUACGCAUAGAACGUAAAAAGGCCAAGUUAUUAACACAAGGGAAAAGUCAGGAAGAGAUAGAUGCUAUGUUCAAGAAAGAAAACAAACAACAGAACCAGGGAAAAAGUGUAGAGGAAUUGUUUGAUGAAGUAUUUAGUGCAUCAAAUAGAUUGAAGGUUACAUUAGUCAGAACCUGGCCAAUGUCCUCUCAAUACCUAAGUACAGAAAAAAAGUCGCAUGAGGUGUAUAAAAAAUAUCAAAGAAUAAUACAUGGAGAUCCAGAGGCGAAGUUGACAUUGGACCGGUACAAGGAAUUUCUUGUUAUAUCACAUUUGCAGCCAUGGAUACCAGAGAAUGGACCACCAAAUGGUUAUGGUGCAUUUCAUCAACAAUAUUGGUUAGACGAUGAACUAAUAGCUGUUGGAGUCAUAGACAUUUUACCAUUUUGUGUUUCGAGUGUUUACUUUUACUACGAUCCAGCGUACUCUUUCUUAUCUCUCGGAACGUUUAGUUCUUUGCAUGAAGUUUGCCUAACGAGGCAAUUAAAUAAAACGGCCAAGGAUUUACAGUACUAUUGCAUGGGAUUUUAUAUAAACACUUGUCCAAAGAUGCGAUAUAAAGCAAAGAUGAAGCCAUCGAAAUUACUUUGUCCUGAAACUUACAAGUGGUUUGACGCAGAAUCUUGUAUUAAAAAAUUGGAGAAAGAAAUAUACUGCAGGUUUAACGAUGACAUCGACGCCGUUGACCAAGAUGGCAUAGUCGAUAUUAAGAAGGUACUGAUCUUGUACAAAGAAACAAUAAUGCCAUUCAGAAUCUACAAAGAACGAGCUCGAUUGAACGGACAUCCUGUAUCAAAAGAGGAAGAAGAGCAUAUCAAGCAGUAUGCGAUUUUGGUCGGAAUGAAGUGUGCUCAACGUAUGUUGCUCUUGCCUUAUUACCUUUCACUCUCUAUAAGUUUGUCUUAAUAUAUUCUCCUUUUCGCAUAUUUCUGUUUCUCGAGGUCGCUGUAGAUUGUAACAAAAUAACACUAAUUAGAAAUAAAUGAUAUUAAAUGUAUCUGCUUCGAAUAGAGUAUUUUGUGAUCAGGCGCGAUCUACAGUGCGAAUAAAAGCUUUU
Messenger RNA from Dufourea novaeangliae, 2000 nucleotides. RefSeq names its product arginyl-tRNA--protein transferase 1 (gene Ate1). Lineage: Eukaryota; Metazoa; Arthropoda; Insecta; Hymenoptera; Halictidae. The transcript has 8 exons. Gene Ontology annotation, cellular component: cytoplasm. Gene Ontology annotation, biological process: protein arginylation. Gene Ontology annotation, molecular function: arginyl-tRNA--protein transferase activity. Bases 281 to 1849 code for a protein of 522 amino acids. The record is from RefSeq and is a predicted model, not a curated record.